AUGUUUUCCCUUUUCCUUUAUCCCUUGUUCUCUUUCUUACUGCAACAAUGUUUUCCCUUUUUCCUUUAUCCCUUGUUCUCUUUCUUACUGCAACAAUGUUUUCCUUUUUCCUUUAUCCCUUGUUCUCUUUCUUACUGCAACAAUGUUUUCCCUUUUUCCUUUAUCCCUUGUUCUCUUUCUUACUGCAACAAUGUUUUCCCUUUUUCCUUUAUCCCUUGUUUCUCUUUCUUACGGCAACAAUGUUUUUCCUUUUCCUUUAUCCCUUGUUCUCUUUCUUACUGCAACAAUGUUUUCCUUUUCCUUUAUCCUUGUUCUCUUUCUUACUUGUUUCCCUUUUCCUUUAUCCCUUGUUCUCUUUCUUUUCCUGUCUUUUUCCCUUUUCCUUUAUCCCUUGUUCUCUUUCUUACUGCAACAAUGUUUUCCUUUUCCUUUAUCCCUUGUUCUCUUUCUUACUGCAACAAUGUUUUCCUUUUUCCUUUAUCCCUUGUUCUCUUUCUUACUGCAACAAUGUUUUUCCCUUUUUUUUCCCUUUUCCUUUCUUACUGCAACAAUGUUUCCUUUUUCCUUUAUCCCUUGUUCUCUUUCUUACUGCAACAAUGUUUUCCCUUUUUCCUUUAUCCCUUGUUCUCUUUCUUACUGCAACAAUGUUUUCCCUUUUUCCUUUAUCCCUUGUUCUCUUUCUUACUGCAACAAUGUUUUUUUCCUUUUCCUUUUAUCUUUCCUGCAACAAUGUUUUCUUUUCCUUUUCCUUGUUCUCUUUCUUGCAACAAUGUUUUUCCCUUUUUCCUUUAUCCCUUGUUCUCUUUCUUACUGCAACAAUGUUUUCCUUUUUCCUUUAUCCUUGUUCUCUUUCUUACUGCAACAAUGUUUUCCCUUUUCCUUUAUCCUUACUGCAACAAUAUUUUUUCUCUUUCUUACUGCAACAAUGUUUUUCCCUUUUUCCUUUAUUUUCUCUUUCUUACUGCAACAAUGUUUGUUUUUCCUUUUCCUUUGUCCUUGUUUUUCUCUUUCUUACUGCAACAAUGUUUUCCUUUUUUUCCUUUAUCCCUUAUUUCUCUUUCUUACUGCAACAAUGUUUUCCUUUUUCCUUUAUCCCUUGUUCUCUUUCUUACUGCAACAAUGUUUUUCCCUUUUCCUUUAUCCUUGUUCUCUUUCUUACUCAACAAUGUUUUUCCCUUUUCCUUUAUCCCUUCCUUUUCUCUUUCUUACUGCAACAAUGUUUUCCCUUUUCCUUUAUCCCUUCUCUUCUCUUUCUGCAACAAUGUUUUCCUUUUUCCUUUAUCCCUUGUUCUCUUUCUUACUGCAACAAUGUUUUCCCUUUUCCUUUAUCCUUGUUCUCUUUUUUCUUACUGCAACAAUGUUUUCCCUUUUCCUUUAUCCCUAUUUCUCUUUCUUACUGCAACAAUGUUUUCCUUUUUCCCUUUUCCUUUAUUCAAUGUUUUCCCCUCAAACAAUGUUUUCCCUUUUUCCUUUAUCCUUGUUCUCUUUCUUACAACAAUGUUUUCCUUUUUCCUUUAUCCCUUGUUCUCUUUUCUUACUGCAACAAUGUUUUCCCUUUUCCUUUAUCCCUUGUUCUCUUUCUUACUGCGUCAAUGUUUUCCCUUUUCCUUUAUCCCUUAUUUCUCUUUCUUACGUCCUGAUGUUUUCCUUUUCCUUUCCCCUUUUCCUUUAUCCCUUGUUCUCUUUCUUACGCAACAAUGUUUUCCCCUUUUCCUUUAUCCCUUGUUCUCUUUCUUACUGCAACAAUGUUUUCCCCUUUUCCUUUAUCCCCUUGUUCUCUUUCUUACUGCAACAAUUUUUUUCCCUUUUCUUUUCCUUUCCUUUAUCUUUCCUGCAACAAUAUUUUUCUUUUUCCUUUAUCCUUGUUCUCUUUUCUUUUGCAACAAUGUUUUCCCUUUUCCUUUUAUCCUUGUUCUCUUUCUUACAACAAUUUUUCCUUUUUCCUUUAUCCCUUAUUCUCUCUUUCUGCAACAAUUUUUCCUUUUCCUUUAUCCCUUAUUUCUCUUUCUUACUGCAACAAUGUUUUCCCUUUUUCCUUUAUCCCUUAUUUCUCUUUCUUACUGCAACAAUGUUUUCUUUUUCCUUUAUCCUUAUUUCUCUUUCUUUGCAACAAUGUUUCCCUUUUCCUUUAUCCCUUGUUCUCUUUCUUACUGCAACAAUGUUUUCCCUUUUCCUUUAUCCCUUAUUUCUCUUUCUUACAGCAACAAUGUUUUUCCCUUUUCCUUUAUCCCUUGUUCUCUUUCUUACUGCAACAAUGUUUUCCCUUUUCCUUUAUCCUUGUUUCUCUUUCUUACUGCAACAAUGUUUUCCUUUUCCUUUAUCCCUUGUUCUCUUUCUUACUGCAACAAUGUUUUCCCUUUUUCCUUUCCCUUGUUCUCUUUCUUACAGCCAACAAUGUUUUCCUUUUUCCUUGUCCCUUGUUCUCUUUCUUACAACAAUGUUUUCCUUUUUCCUUUAUCCCUUGUUCUCUUUCUUACUGCAACAAUGUUUUUCCUUUUUCCUUUAUCCUUGUUCUCUUUCUUACUGCAACAAUGUUUUCCUUUUCCUUUAUCCUUUUUCUCUUUCUUACUGCAACAAUGUUUUCCCUUUUCCUUUAUCCCUUGUUCUCUUUCUUACUGCAACAAUUUUUCCUUUUUCCUUUAUCCCCUUUUCUCUUUCUUACUGCAACAAUGUUUCCCUUUUUCCUUUAUCCCUUGUUCUCUUUCUUACUGCAACAAUGUUUUCCCUUUUUCCUUUAUCCUUUUCUCUUUCUUACUGCAACAAUGUUUUCCCUUUUUCCUUUAUCCUUGUUCUUUCUUUCUGCAACAAUGUUUUUCCUUUAUCCCUUAUUUCUCUUUCUUACUCCAACAAUGUUUUUCCCUUUUCCUUUAUCCUUGUUUCUUUCUUACUGCAACAAUGUUUUCCCUUUUUCCUUUAUCCUUGUUCUCUUUCUUACUGCAACAAUGUUUUCCCUUUUCCUUUAUCCUUAUUUCUCUUUCUUACGUCAAUGUUUUUCCUUUUCCUUUAUCCCUUGUUUCUCUUUCUUACUGCAACAAUGUUUUCCUUUUUCCUUUAUCCUUGUUCUCUUUCUUACUGCAACAAUGUUUUCCUUUUUCCUUUAUCCCUUUUUCUCUUUCUUACUGCAACAAUGUUUUCCCUUUUCCUUUAUCCCUUGUUCUCUUUCUUACUGCAACAAUGUUUUCCUUUUCCUUUAUCCCUUUUUCUCUUUCUUUUCAAUGUUUUCCUUUUCCUUUAUCCCUAUUUCUCUUUCUUACUGCAACAAUGUUUUUUCCUUUUCCUUUAUCCCUUGUUCUCUUUCUUACUGCAACAAUGUUUUUCCUUUUUCCUUUAUAUUUUUCUUUUUCUUACUGCAACAAUGUUUUCCCUUUUCCUUUAUCCCUUGUUCUCUUUUUUCCCUUUUUCCUCCUUUCUUAUCCCUUGUUCCUCUUUCUUGCAACAAUGUUUUUCCCUUUUUCCUUUAUCCCUUGUUCUCUUUCUUGCAACAAUGUUUUCCCUUUUCCUUUAUCCCUUGUUCUCUUUCUUACUGCAACAAUGUUUUUCUUUUCCUUUAUCCCUUAUUUCUCUUUCUUACUGCAACAAUGUUUUUCCCUUUUCUUUGUCCUUAUUCUCUUUCUUACUGCAGCAAUGUUUUCCUUUUCCUUUAUCCUUAUUUCUCUUUCUUACUGCAACAAUGUUUUCCUUUUUCCUUUAAUGUUCUUCUUCCAAUGUUUUCCCUUUUUCCUUUAUCCUUGUUCUCUUUCUUACUGCAACAAUGUUUUCCCUUUUCCUUUAUCCUUGUUCUCUUUCUUUUGCAACAAUGUUUUCCUUUUUCCUUUAUCCCUUGUUCUCUUUCUUACAACAAUGUUUUUCCCCUUUUCCUUUAUCCCUUGUUCUCUUUCUUACUGCAACAAUGUUUUCCCUUUUUCCUUUAUCCCUUAUUUCUCUUUCUUACUCAACAAUGUUUUUCCUUUUUCCUUUAUCCUUGUUCUCUUUCUUACUGCAACAAUGUUUUCCUUUUCCUUUAUCCCUUAUUCUCUUUUCUUUCCUUUUUUUCCUUUUUCUCUUUCUUACUGCAACAAUGUUUUUCCUUUUCCUUUAUCCAACAAUGUUUCCCUUUUCCUUUAUCCUUAUUUCUCUUUCUUACUGCAACAAUGUUUUCCCUUUUCCUUUAUCCCUUAUUUCUCUUUCUUACUGCAACAAUGUUUUCCUUUUUCCUUUAUCCCUUAUUUCUCUUUCUUACUGCAACAAUGUUUUUCCCUUUUCCUUUAUCCCUUGUUCUCUUUCUUACUGCAACAAUGUUUUCCCCUUUUUCCUUUAUCCCUUAAUGUUUUCUCUUUCUUACUUGCAACAAUGUUUUCCCUUUUCCUUUAUCCCUUAUUUCUCUUUCUUACUGCAACAAUGUUUUCCUUUUUCCUUUAUCCCUUGUUCUCUUUCUUACGUCCACAAUGUUUUCCCUUUUUCCUUUAUCCCUUGUUCUCUUUCUUACUGCAACAAUGUUUUCCUUUUUCCUUUAUCCCUUGUUCUCUUUCUUACUGCAACAAUGUUUUCCCUUUUUCCUUUAUCCCUUGUUCUCUUUCUUACUGCAACAAUGUUUUUCCUUUUUCCUUUAUCCUUGUUCUUUUCUUACUGCAACAAUGUUUUCCUUUUUCCUUUAUCCCUUGUUCUCUUUCUUACUGCAACAAUGUUUUCCUUUUUCCUUUAUCCUUGUUCUCUUUCUUACUGCAACAAUGUUUUCCUUUUCCUUUAUCCCAUUUCUCUUUCUUACUGCAACAAUGUUUUCCCUUUUCCUUUAUCCUUGUUUCUCUUUCUUACUGCAACAAUGUUUUACCCUUUUUCCUUUAUCCCUUGUUCUCUUUCUUACUACCACAAUGUUUUCCUUUUCCUUUAUCCCUUGUUCUCUUUCUUACUGCAACAAUGUUUUCCCUUUUUCCUUUAUCCCUUAUUCUCUUUCUUACUGCAACAAUGUUUCCUUUUCCUUUAUCCUUGUUUCUCUUUCUUACUGCAACAAAUUUUUCCCUUUUCCUUUAUCCCUUGUUCUCUUUCUUACUGCAACAAUGUUUUCCUUUUUCCUUUUAUCCCUUGUUUUUCUCUUUCUUUCUCUGCAACAAUGUUUUCCUUUUCCUUUAUCCUUGUUCUCUUUCUUACUGUUUUCCAACAAUGUUCUUUUUUCCUUUUCCUUUAUCCUUUUUCCUUUCUUCCAACAAUGUUUUCUCUUUCUUACUUGUUUUAACAAUGUUUUCCCAAUUUUUCCUUUAUCCCUUGUUCUCUUUCUUACUGCAACAAUGUUUUUCCUUUUUCCUUUAUCCCUUGUUCCUUUUCUUACUACAACAAUGUUUUCCCUUUUUCCUUUAUCCCUUGUUCUCUUUCUUACUGCAACAAUGUUUUCCCUUUUCCUUUAUCCUUGUUCUCUUUCUUACUGCAACAAUCUUUUUCCUUUUUCUUUUCCUUUCUUAUCCCUUUUUCUCUUUCUUACUUGCAACAAUGUUUUCUUUUUUUCCUUUAUCCCUUGUUCUCUUUCUUACUGUAAACAAUGUUUUCCCUUUUUCCUUUAUCCCUUGUUCUCUUUCUUACUGCAACAAUGUUUUUCCCUUUUUCCUUUAUCCCUUAUUCUUUUCUUACUGCAACAAUGUUUUCCCCUUUUCCCUUGUUCUUUUUCUUACUGCAACAAUGUUUUUUUUUUUUUUUGUUCUCUUUCUUACUGCAACAAUGUUUUCCCUUUUCCUUUAUCCUUUAUCCUUUCUUUCUUACUGCAACAAUGUUUCCUUUUUCCUUUAUCCCUUAUUUCUCUUUCUUACUGCAACAAUGUUUUCCUUUUCCUUUAUCCUUUUUCUCUUUCUUACUGCAAUUAAUGUUUUCCCUUUUCCCUUUUCCUUUUUACUGCAAUUAAGUUUCCUUUUUUUAUCCCUUGUUCUCCCUUUUCUUACUGCAACAAUGUUUUCCCUUUUCCUUUAUCCCUUGUUCUCUUUCUUACUGCAACAAUGUUUUCCCUUUCCUUUCCCUUCUCUUUCUUACUGCAACAAUGUUUCUCUUUAUCCCUUUUCUCUUUCUUACAUUAAUGUUUUUCCCUUUUCCUUUAUCCUUGUUCUUUUUCUUACUUAA
This is a messenger RNA of Acanthosepion pharaonis, 6078 nucleotides long. Lineage: Eukaryota; Metazoa; Mollusca; Cephalopoda; Sepiida; Sepiidae. The record is from the annotation of a GenBank genome assembly.